Exophiala xenobiotica is the source of this 3400-nucleotide messenger RNA. RefSeq lists its product as uncharacterized. NCBI's taxonomy places the organism in Eukaryota, Fungi, Ascomycota, Eurotiomycetes, Chaetothyriales, Herpotrichiellaceae. The record is from RefSeq and is a predicted model, not a curated record. The transcript has 2 exons. The coding region runs from base 437 to 3121 and encodes 894 amino acids.
GCAUUUCUUACCUGCGCCCUGGAAUCCGCGCGUCGAAUGGGCAUUGCAGCUUUUUAUGGAAUCUCAACACCUCCUUGGGGUCUGCUACCAUGUCCUGCAGGAAGCCUUCCACGCGGCAAACAGCCCGCAAGGUUGCCAGACUCGGUUCUAAGUGUCGUCCUGCGCCCAAAUCGCUUUCUCCGCUAGGCGAGCACUCAUUUCUUGCCUGAUUUCGACUGACCAGUCUUCACUUACAUUCCCUUUGCAUAUUUCUUACUGUGCGACAUUCUUUGAACAAUGGUGACACUGCAGAAGUGCAUUUUGCGGUCAAGAGAUGACUGACACCUCCUGAAUUGUGUUUGGUAAAGUGGUGGGCAGUGAACAACCUACUCCAGACUGACUACGCACAAGCAAGAAUCCCUCUGCAGGAGGACAGUGACUUCUUGAAUUGGACAUCAUGGCGAAGAGGGUGUCUUCAUUGUUCUCGCUAUCACUAACACGGGAUGACAAGGGUCGUGAACACGAACAGAUCUCCCAUCCUCCUGGCACUGAAUAUCUUCACACAUCCUCUCACACGACCAUUGCAGCUCCUCAUAAAUUGCAUAAAUAUCAUGCUACCACAUCCUCCGACAUCAAUCUCCACGAAGAACUUCCUCCACUUGCCCCUCCUCCUCUUGUUUCUGACGAAGGAGUAUACAGACCACCGAGCAGUCACCGCAGUGGACCAGACAGCAGACUCGGCAGCAGGACGAGCAGCCCGAUCAGUCUGAAUCGAGUACAGAGUCGCGAUGACAGCCGCAGUCGACCCCAAUCACCCGCCUUGACGGUGCCAUCUGGCGCGGCUUCAAUCGGUUCUCCGGGUCGACCUCUUACCCCGACGUCCACUAAAAUCAAAAAGAAGAGCUGGGGACCUACAAAGCAUGAGCGUCAUGGUUAUGAAGAGGGACAGCCACAGCCAAAAGCCUGGAUUGCUGGACUAAGAGAAUUGGUCGCUUACGAUCUGACGCCGCUGCUCAAUGGCGAAAAGGUCCCCGAAGUCUGGAACGACGAGGGUGAUACGCUAAUUUAUCUCUAUCCGCCAUCUUCAGGGAAAGGCCCAUGUUUCAAGAUUCAGUCUUCUCUCUUGAUGGAUUCUAGAGCUCUUGUCAACCUGCGAUUGGCGUCCCCAACUUCUCCUGUUGACAAGGACGGUGAUCUCCAACAACUUCACGCUGCAUUCGCCGAACUAACUACCGCGUCAAAAGGAGGUCGUCCUCCAUCCCAAGCCAGUUCAACGGCCUCCCGGCCUUCCUUGAACUUUUCCAUCCCAAAUCUUGUUACUGCGGUCAAUGAGCAAAAACACGUGUAUGUGCCCUUGGGCUUUGAACGAGAUAUGUCCCAUCCCUGGUCGGAACCACAAGGCGAUGAUCUGGAAUUGCUGGUGUUGUACCGCAAUUUCUUUGGAUUCCUUGCUGGUGGUGCUCUGGUCGCUACCCCGAGACAGGUGACGCUAUUCGCAAUCUUCAUGGGGAUCAGCACGAUUCUGAAGAGGUUCUCAUUCACGAAUCCAGACGGCUCAACCUUCGGAGAAGUUCCGACUACCAGCUUCGCGCGCUACUGUGAUGAGCUGAGAUUGAGUGACGUUCGCUCCAGCCGAGAAAAGACAAUCGAAGCGAUUGUUUUGGGGGAGCAGCUCAAAUCUUGGCCAAUGUACCAUGAAGGGUUCACACAUGCCGUGGGUAAACUUGCGGAUAUCAAGGCGCUCAGAAGUCCGAAGUAUGAGAAAAUCUCGCCGAUCACUAUGAAUCGCUUGGAACGCGCCCAACUCGAUCUCGAACAGAGAUUACUGAAUGUCAGAGGAAAGUUGGAGGACUUCGAGUUUCCAUCAAUGUUCGCGGGUGUCGCAAAUUCCCAAAGCUCAACAGAGGCGAAACUUGUCCGAUUCAAGGAAUGGAAAGCCGCUUUCGUCGAUUUCAGGAAGUUUACGCUGUCUUACUAUCGUCGGAGGUAUGGAGCUUGGCCACCAAAGGCCUCUUCGAAGAAGAACAACUUUGAAGAGAGCGGUCUGAACAGAGUCUUACUGCAGGAACUUUACAAAGACUUCACCGACCUGUAUGAUAUCCUGGUCGAUCGGUCGAGCAUCACAACGAGGACUGCCGAUAUGCCACCCAUGGCGGAUGACGCUGAGACUAGCGAUCUCAAUGAAUCCAUACAGCAUGCAAUCCGACGUGUUGAAAGUGAAUAUGACCGAGCCACGCCGCCUGUCGUACCUCCAAUGCCCUUUGAUACGCCAUUACUGCCCCAAUUUUCUCACAGCUUCAACCGUACCCACGUGGUCGUUGUGGAUAAGACAGCACUACAAAUCAAGAAACUGCGCGAAAAUGAGGUCAACGAGGUAUUGUUAGGCUCGUACAAUCGGAUGUCGAUCAAUGCAAGCCCGUGGAUCCAAGCCUUCUUCAACUACGAGCGCCGCGCUGGUCAUGGAAAAUACCUCGAGCAAAUUGUCGACGCUCGAUGCGGUCAUUGGCUGUUCUUGUACGCCGUUUUACAAGCCCUCCCGAUGACUAUUGUGGACGCCCGAGACCUAAAAUACACGGAUGGAGUCGAAUACUUCUUGUGUGCCGCACCCAGAGGAGGUAGGCCAUGGAUGAAGGAAGAUCAGUCGACAUCAAGAACUUGGUACAAUGUUCAGAGUGGUGGAGGCCUUGUCACAGCCGAUCAGAUCGACCAUAGCGUGGAAGGGAUUUACCGGCGAAGCCAUUGCUGGACAUCAGCCACAGAAUGGAGACAGGCACAGGACGGUGUUGCGCAGCCAAUGCAACAGGACCAGGCGGCUGGUCUAGAACCGCAGCCACGAAAUCCCCAUGCUGCCGCCUCCCCGUACCUCAGCCCGCAACAGUCACCUUAUGCCAGUCCACAUGCCUCACCGCUCAUGAGGCCGCUCUCUCCGGCACACUCCGACACUCGAAGCGUCAGCCAUGACAGGACUUCACUCAAUCUGGGACUGGAGGCCAUGGGGACAUCACCAUCUCAGCAGGUGCCACGUCCGGCCUCGACGUUUAACCCACCCAUCAAAUUCGAGGCGGAUCCGAACAUGACAUUCGACGCGAUUUUGGGUCCGUCUGACGAACCAAAACCCAAGGGAAAGAAAGGGAAGAAAUGAUUGUAUUACCAUUCCGGUUGAGCUUUUGCAUAGCGGGAUCCGUUUGCCACGGUCGGUGUCUGCGCCAUCAUUGCAUAUUUUAGGAAGUAGGCCUGUUCAGAGUAGGCAUCUUUGGAGCUGAAUGUUGAAAGCAGCGUGCUGAAUGAGCUUUUGGAUGUGUCCCCCUUCGACAACGACAACUUCGAUUGGAGACAAACGUACUGAUUGCUGAGCGUAUAGCGAAUCAAAUAGCCCUUACAUCCCUUCGAAAUAAAUCCCUUUAUGACGUCAAGUUCAAAU